Molecule: messenger RNA, 1247 nt
Organism: Emiliania huxleyi CCMP1516
Lineage: Eukaryota; Haptophyta; Isochrysidales; Noelaerhabdaceae
Exons: 4
Coding region: 82-1110 (342 amino acids)
Source: RefSeq, a predicted model, not a curated record
CCGCCCCGCACCGAGUCGGCCCGUGCACUGUCGCUCUCCCCCAUUUGAGGUGGCCUCGGCGCGACUUUUGAGCGGCCGCGGAUGGAGGUUCCGGCCGUCGAGGCCGGCACCCCCGGCUCGGGUGCGCUCACAGUGGACGAUGUCAUGGCCUUCCUGCAGAGCGAGGCCGCCGUCUCUCCUGGGCUGCUCGACAUCCCUGCCGCCUUUGACGGGCCGGCGGACCGGCUCCCGCCAGCCGCGGCGGCGGCGUGCGUGCCGGUGCAGCCGAUGCACCUGCUGCAGGGCGCCUUGGUGCCGACCGCACACGGCGCGUCCGUCCUCGCCCCCGCCUUCGCGCCGGCGGCCAUGGCGCUGGCGCCGCCAGCCGGGCCUGCGCUCGCCCCUUGGGCGGCGGCUCAUCUCGCCGACCUGUGCCAGGAUGGGGCUCUCGUCCAUGGCGGCGCUUGUGAAGCGAGCGGGCCCGCGGCUAUGCCCUUGGUGGUCCCGAGCGCCGACAGCGACGGCAGCAGCGGGGCGAUGGUCAGCAGCGGGGCGAUGGUCAGCAGCGGGGCGAUGGUCGUGCCCGAGAACGACCCGACGGUGCCCACCGCUGCCCUCCCCAAGGGCCAGUCCCACCUGUGCACCCGGCACAUGCGGACGCACGACACUGCGGGCGACGACACGGAGGACGCAGACUCCUUUGUGGAGCGGCGGCUGCCCGAGCCGGUCAAGGCGUCCGAAGCGGCGCUUGAGCGAGUCAAGGAGCGGAUCGCCCAAGAACAGAAGCAGCACGACCAACUGCGCAAGCAGACCCCGGCGGCGCUGCUCGCGGCGGCGGGCCUGAUCGGCCCCGGAGCGACGCACCCCUCGCAGCUGCGGCAGGGCGGCGAGGCGAGCCGGUUCCAGGCGUCCGACGACGGGCGGCGGCGAGGGGAAGGGGGCCCCUCUGCUGGGGACGCCUCCAACGACAGCGGCGGCGGCGGCGCGGGCAGCAGAGCCGCGACGCCGCUGGGAAAGCGGAGCGAACACCCGCGCCGCACCAGCGCCGACCAGAGGGAGGAGCCGCACCCGUCAUCGAAGCGGGCCGACGUGGUGCCCGACCCGCAGCUCUCAGAGACAUACUUCAUGUAGCGUGGCGGUGUUUCGAUCAGGUCAGAACGAGCGAUGGGAUCUGCUUCGUGCUUGAUAAAGUGCGGGGCGAAUGUUGUUUGUGACAGGUGAUGGUGUGCUGUGCGUGUGAAUAUUAUCGUGCUACGUGCUCAUAUCUC